Molecule: messenger RNA, 411 nt
Organism: Prosopis cineraria
Lineage: Eukaryota; Viridiplantae; Streptophyta; Magnoliopsida; Fabales; Fabaceae
Product: brassinosteroid LRR receptor kinase-like
Exons: 3
Coding region: 1-411 (136 amino acids)
Molecular function (GO): protein binding
Source: RefSeq, a predicted model, not a curated record
AUGUCUGGGUUGCAAGAGAUUGAUUUUAGUUGGAAUAAUUUGUGGGGAGGCAUUCCCUCAAAUAUAUGUCAUGGCCUUGCAAAUGUACAAGCUUUCGAUCUUCAAGCCAACAAAUUAUUUGGAGCUAUACCAUCUGAUUGGACACAAUGCAAGGAACUCAAAGAGUUACAAUUAGGAGACAACUUCACAGGAAAUAUUCCUCAAACAAUCGGUGGCCUCACAAACUUGAAAAUUAUAUAUCUUCGUGCUAACAAGUUGUCUGGCCAGAUACCAAGGAGUAUUGAAAAUUUGACAAAACUUCAAGAGCUAGACCUUAGUAGAAAUAACAUUGAAGGAAAUAUUCCUCAAACAAUUGGCGACCUAUCAAACUUGAAAAUUAUAUCUAUAGGUGCUAACAAGUUGUCCGGCUAA